UUCAUCUACAAAUGCACGGCCACACUGAGCUCUACGUGUUAUUCAUUUCUUAAUUGCGCGUUGCUUUAAUUUGUGGUGAGCAAAACAGGAGCUAGGCGACGUCGGCAGUUGUGCAAUAAUUGUUAAUAACCGUCUGCGUGAAUCUCCCUCCACUUGGCAAAUCGCUUUUUGCAGGCUGCCGCGGCCGUAGCAGAUACUCCUCUUCUCGUAGCCGUGCCCGUGCCCGUGCCCUUUUCCAAAAUGAAAUUGCUGGUCGUGUGCCUGUUUGUGGGCCUAUUUUCCGUGAACUUGUGCGAUGAUGCUCCCCCUACAACAGUCGUAACCAAACCAACUACGACAGAGGCAACUACUGUUCCAGUUACGCCUUCGGUCAAUACUACCACUCCGGUCACCACCCCUCCAACAGUCCCAACAACGAUCUCUACGAAGGCGCCGGACACGACAACUGCUCCGCCAGAUACAACAACUGCUGCGCCAGACACAACAACUCCAAAGACGACCACGGUGCCCACCACCACAUCUUCGACUACUGCAGCCACUACAACAACAAGCAGCACGACCCCAGCCACUACUACCACUUCGACCACGCCGUCUCCUAACUCGACAACCACAACCGAGCCGCCACACACAUCGACCACUCCGGCUCCGAAGCCGCCGCCGUGCGGCCGCUUUGAUGGAUCCUCAUUCAUUGGGGGCAUCGUGCUCACCCUGGGCCUACUUGCCAUCGGACUGGUGGCCUACAAGUUCUACAAGGCCCGCAACGAGCGCAACUACCACACCCUUUGAGCCGCCACCGCCUUCACGUCGGCCUUCAAUGCGGCAGCCGGAGCGGCGGCGGCUAGCAGCAGCGCCGCAGCCACAGAUGCGGAGCGUGUGCGGUUUGUCCAGCCAUCCAUACCGCUGCGAUCGCCGCCGGCGCAACCGCCUCCGCCGCCACCCAACUCAGGUGGUGGCAGCGGGGGCGGAGCGGCGGCAGCUCCGCAGAAUUGCUCGCCGUCGGCCCGGGACCGGCUGCUGCACACGUAAUUUAGAAGCGGGGAAUACUACAACUACACAUAACUACAAUAUUAUUGCUAUCCAAAGAGCCCCGCCCGCACCCAAAACCAAUCCAAUUCAACACAACAGUAGAGUCAGGUUUUAAAUUCCACGAUAACCCCCAGAGCGGAUUCAAUGCGAGACAGAUAGGAGGAAUGAGCUAGCUCCCGAUUCUUGAUAACUUCCUUAUCGGCCGACACACACACAAUAUUUGUCCACACAUCCAUAUAUGUAAGAGGUACUUUUUCUUUUUGCAAAAAACACCAGUUUAUCAGCAACUUGAGCGGAUGUUCAGCGCCUUACACAGACGGAGAAAGUGGGGGGAGGGUCCGAGAUCCAAGGGCGACUGUAAAGUGAACAGAUAAAUGAAUAAAUAAAACGAAGAAAGAGGAAAGGAGGAGCAGGAGGAAAGAGACUUGAGGAGAGGAGAAUGAACAAAUAACAGCAAAUAUGUGAGACUGCUUGAGAUAGCGAGAACCGUGGACAUAACACAGAAAUCCGAAGGAAAGCGGCUGGCUGGCGACGGCUUCGUUUCUGGGAUUCAAUAUAGAGCUACGAAAGGAAUAUAUAAAUUUUGAUUAUAUUUACACGGAUUUUGAAUAACUCGAAAAAUCAAUUCAUUAUAUAGGAACUAAGAAUAUUUACUACCUUAACGAGCUAUACAAAAAACGUAAAAAAAAGAAAACCAAACGGGAAACGCGUUUCUAAUUCCUCCCUUAAUGUGCAUUUUUUUUUUUGUUUUGUUUCCCCCUUCUUUUUGCCUCGUAAAAUAACGUUCUUUUCGCCCACUUAUCGAUUCUCCUGCUAGGGUAGGGAGGUGGCAUUGCAAAAAUUAAUAAAGCGACUCGCCGCGAUGCACAGCAACAGGAUACAUGGCGGGACGUGCGUUUAUAUGCAAUAUAUAAAUACAUAAGGUCCGAGGAGGAGCAAGGAUAAAUAGAGUUGAGAACAGAAGUCCCAAUGUUAAUGCAUAUACGCAAUGUUGAAUAUUUUGUACUAGGAUUGAAUCUAUACAUAUGAAUUACCAUUACCUUUGCCCGCUGCUUACUGUUGGCUAAAUAAUACAAAUACUAUACCUUUGAAGCUACAAAAAUCGAACACAAGAACCCGUCAAUGAACUCUGUGCACAUGGAAAAUCUCAUAAGUAUAUAAGCUAAAGUAACCCAAUCAAUGAAUGUAUAUCCAGUAAAUCACUCAGCCGGCUUACUAAAAUAUAUAUAUAUAUAUACAUAUAUAUGAAUAUAUCUAUGUCUGUAUAUCGUGUACGAUAAUAAAUAUUUUAAACAUUUAAAA
This is a messenger RNA of Drosophila kikkawai, 2328 nucleotides long. It is a transcript of the gene vsg, whose product is annotated as visgun. Gene Ontology annotation, cellular component: cytoplasmic vesicle. Lineage: Eukaryota; Metazoa; Arthropoda; Insecta; Diptera; Drosophilidae. The record is from RefSeq and is a predicted model, not a curated record.